AUGUCACGUGACAUUAUCGGAUCGCAACUUCAACCGAUGACCACCGCCCGCGAAGGCAUCAUCUACUUGUCCCUUGCCAAUUCUCACCUCACAGUCAUGUUCGCCGCCAGAAGUUCAGCCGCCACGACGCGGCAGCUGCUGCGUCAGACCCCUCGUCGGUUUGGCUCUCACUCCGCCCACUCCGAGCCCGUCAACGAGAGCUUCGGCCGAAGCUUCUACGUGACCGUUGGUGCCAUUGCGGGCUCAUACCUCCUCUACCGCGCCAGCGCUGCCAGCCAGGAAUCCGGCUCCGAGUCCUUCAUCUCCGGCCUGGUGAAGAAGUUCAGCACCUCCCAGGAGGUACUUGAACAGCGCAACGCUAUGCACACAGCUCUGCUUGAGAAGGCUGCUGAGGACCGCCACCUGUUCCAGUCCCAAGGUCACCCCAGCCACUAUGAGCUUAGGCAGCCCGAGCUCUUUAACUCUGUUCCUCCGUACAAUGUUUCCCCUGGCUCUCAAGCUGACCUUAGCGCCGUGACUGCCCACUACGAGCGCCAAAACCAGGAGAUGGAAAAGGCCCGCGUCGCGCGCAUGAAGGAUGGCAAGUACCAGUCCGUGUACGAAUAA
Molecule: messenger RNA, 606 nt
Organism: Penicillium oxalicum
Lineage: Eukaryota; Fungi; Ascomycota; Eurotiomycetes; Eurotiales; Aspergillaceae
Product: putative NADH-ubiquinone oxidoreductase 178 kDa subunit
Exons: 3
Coding region: 1-606 (201 amino acids)
Cellular component (GO): mitochondrion
Source: RefSeq, a predicted model, not a curated record